CAGACUAAGGCAAAAAUGUCGACGGAGUUGUUAAUAUUGUUCAUCACGUUAGUGAUCGUGCUAUAUAUUUGGCAAAAACGAGCCCAUGUCUACUGGGAGCGACUGGGCGUUGUGCAUAUAAAGCCCUCGCCCAUAUUUGGCAAUAUGCGCAGCUUUCUUACAGCCAAAGUGUCGUUCUUUGAGCAAAUCUGUUUGCUGCACAGGACGCCGGGCUUUGAGAAGGAACCUUUAGUGGGCGUAUAUAUGGUGAAUCGACCUGGCUUAGUUGUACGCGAUCUGGAACUGAUUAAAACGGUGAUGAUAAAAAAGUUCAACUAUUUCACAAAUCGCGUGCUGGCAACCGAUCCGCAUCGCGAUCCACUGGGCUGUAAUAAUCUAUUCUUUGCACGUAAUCCGGAUUGGAAGGAAUUACGUAAUAAAAUCUCGCCGGCAUUCACCAGUGGCAAGAUAAAACAGAUGUAUCCUCUGAUGACAGAGAUAGCCAAGGAUUUGGAAAACGUUUUGGAGCAAGUGCCCGAGGACUCCAUUGUCAGCAUUAAGGACUUUUGCGCGCGCUUUACCACGGAUCUUAUUGCCACCAUCGCCUUCGGGGUCAAGGCCAACUCGCUGGGGAAUGUAAAAAGCGAAUUCUUUGCGCAUAACAAGGCGAUUUUCGAGACGAGCUGGAGUCGUGGCUUGGAUAUCACCAUCAUCUUUCUGCUGCCGGCACUGGCCACGCUGGCUCGUGUCAAGGUAUUUUCGAAAGCUACAUCAAAGUUUCUGCGAAACAGCAUUAGCUUUGUGCUGAGUGAGCGCGAGAGAUCGGGCGUUAAUCGCAACGAUCUGAUUGACAUAUUGCUGGCAAUGAAGCGCGAGGCAGCGGCGCAGCCUGAUAAGAAUAACAGAGCUUUGGAAUUGGAUUAUUUGGUGGCACAGGCGGCCAUAUUCCAAACAGCUGGCUUUGAGACCAGCUCUUCUACGAUGACCAUGACGCUAUUUGAGCUGGCCUGGAAUACGGAGCUGCAGGAGCGCUUGCGUACAGAGAUUAGGGAAUACUUUGGUUCCGAGGACUACAUCAGCUAUGCUCAAAUACAAGAGAUGCCCUACUUGACGCAGGUGGUCAACGAAACGCUACGGAAAUAUCCCAUUGUGGGCUAUGCCGAACGCGAGUGCAAUCAGCCGGCGAAUGGAGAGCGCUUUACACUUCAGCCCUUCUAUGAUGUGGAGCUGCCCAGUGGCAUGCCCGUCUAUGUGUCCACUUUGGCCAUACAACGUGACGAGCAGUACUGGCCGGAACCCGAGAAGUACGAUCCGGAACGCUUUGCCCCAGAGCAGCGGGACAAAUUGAAUAUGGAUGCCUACAUGCCAUUUGGAGUUGGUCCACGCAAUUGCAUUGGCAUGCGCCUGGGUCUGCUGCAAACCAAACUGGGACUGGUGCAUCUCCUGCGUAAUCAUCGUGUGCUCAAGUGCGAGAAGACAGUGCCAGUGAUAACGUUUGCGCCCUUUAGUGUAGUGGUUACACCCAAGGAACAAAUCUACUUGAAAUUGCAAAGGGCUGGCGAUUGAGCCCAAUGCUCAGCUCAGCUGCGUUUUGCUUCAAUAAACUGCAUGGCUGUUGAUUUGCAUUUCAAUUCAUCAGUAUAAUAAAAAUAAAACGCAAUUAAGCUGCGUCACUCG
Molecule: messenger RNA, 1656 nt
Organism: Drosophila busckii
Lineage: Eukaryota; Metazoa; Arthropoda; Insecta; Diptera; Drosophilidae
Gene: Cyp6w1
Product: probable cytochrome P450 6w1
Exons: 3
Coding region: 16-1545 (509 amino acids)
Biological process (GO): response to DDT; insecticide catabolic process
Molecular function (GO): monooxygenase activity; heme binding; oxidoreductase activity, acting on paired donors, with incorporation or reduction of molecular oxygen
Source: RefSeq, a predicted model, not a curated record